Messenger RNA from Fomitopsis serialis, 1713 nucleotides. RefSeq names its product PCI domain-containing protein. Gene Ontology annotation, molecular function: enzyme regulator activity; protein binding. Bases 47 to 1558 code for a protein of 503 amino acids. Gene Ontology annotation, biological process: ubiquitin-dependent protein catabolic process; regulation of protein catabolic process. The transcript is spliced from 5 exons. Gene Ontology annotation, cellular component: proteasome regulatory particle, lid subcomplex; proteasome complex. Lineage: Eukaryota; Fungi; Basidiomycota; Agaricomycetes; Polyporales; Fomitopsidaceae. The record is from RefSeq and is a predicted model, not a curated record.
CGAAGUUGCUCGGAACACAUCUCAGUCUGUGUCUUUCACUCUCACCAUGGCCGACGUCGAGAUGAAACCUAUAGACGAGGAAAAGAAGGAAGAGGAUGGAACGAAGGACGAGGCCAAGGAGCAGAGCAUUCCGCCGCUCACCCCGGUCGCGGAAAUCAAGUCCAAUGUCGCCCUCAUUGAGAGGGCCGUGGCGACCCUCGAGCCACGCUUCACUCAUCGCGUGCUACGGACCUUGGGCGCGUUGCGGAAGAAACUAGACGAUAGCGUCCUCAGAGACGCCAUCUCGGAGGUGUAUACCACAGAGUCCCAAACGAAGAAGACAUUACUAGGAUGGCUUCCUGCAGCAUCUGCGGUGGACCACUGCAUGGACAUAGACUCUGCCCCCGCACCCAAGCAAUCCCAGCCCGAACCUCUACCCGAGGCUGAAGUCUACUUCCGCCUCCUCAUCCUCCAUCACCUCCUCACGUCGCCAAACGCGUACAAGCAAGCUCUGGAUCUCGCCCACGAAACCAUUGACCGGAUGCAGUCGCUUAGCAGGCGUAGCAUGGAUCCCAUCGCUGCGAAGGUGUGGUACGCUGUGGAGCGAACGUACGAGCUCAGUGGUCAGCUCGCAGACGCAAGACCACUGUUCCUCGCCGCACAGCGAACAGCAUCCCUUCGGCAUGAUGACGAGACCCAGGCGUCUCUCAUCAACCGUCUCCUACGGAGCUACAUCCAAUACAGCCUCUACGACCAAGCGGACAAGCUCGUCUCAAAGACGACUUUCCCCGUCUCCGCAGGUAACCCGCAAUUCGCGCGGUACCACUACUACCUGGGCCGCAUCAAAGCGGUUCAGCUCAAUUACACGGCUGCGCAUACGAACUUGCAGCAGGCCAUCCGCAGGGCACCGCCUGCGAAGACCGCACCUGGCUUCUACCAGGCGGUGCACAAGCUGUCUGUGGUGGUGGACCUCCUCAUGGGUGAGAUCCCCGACCGCAGUCUCUUCAGGCACCCUGUGCUUCAGAAAGCACUCAGCGGGUACUUUGAGAUCGUGAAAGCUGUCCGCAUGGGCUCCCUGUCGCAGUUCCAGUCGACGCUCUCGAAAUACGCGUCCCUCUUCGAGCAGGACAGGACCUACACGCUGAUCGUGCGCCUGCGGCAGAACGUGAUCAAGACGGGCAUUCGACGGCUCUCGCUCUCGUACUCGCGCAUCUCGCUCCGCGACAUCUGCGUGAAGCUCCACCUCGACUCGGAGGAGGACGCGGAGUACAUCGUCGGCAAGGCGAUCCGCGACGGCGUCAUCGAGGGCCGCAUCGUGCACGAGAAGGGCUGGAUGCAGUGUGGCAGCCAGAAGGGCGGCUACGGCCCCGAGGUCAGCGACGUGUUCGCGCGGCGGAUCUCGUACUGCUUGGAGCUGCACAACCAGAGCGUGAAGGCCAUGAGAUACCCUUUGAACGCGCAUCGCAAGGAGCUGGCCGCAGCAGAAGGGGCCCGGGAGCGUGAGAAGGAGCUUGCGAAAGAGCUGCAGGAGGGCGGUGACCUUGACGAUGAGGGCCCUGAUCUCGGAGAAGGAUUCUGAGAGUGCAUGUGUAUUGAAUUUGGGCUUCAUUGACUGCUUACACCUCAUUGUUCGAGGAAACUUUAACCAACUGGAGAACCUGUGGUAUACGUCAAGUGUCAUGGCCCUGUUGGUUUGAAGUCGUCAAAAGGUCUUUAAGAGGUUGCACUCGAAAA